AUGGACGCUCGGCAUCCGGGCGACAUGGAGCAACAACAACAGCAACAGACAUCACCCGUAGUGGAAACCACUUCACCCAAGGAUGGUUACAUGAGUCGUACUGCUGCACAAGAUCUCCCUUCUCGAUCCUAUUUCUCCUCUCAUGGCAACUACGAUCCGCAAACGGGCACACGCUAUUCAGCAUCGAUUGAAUCUAUCCGUGCUCACUCUGUAGCCUUGGGUGAUUUACAAAUGGCAGAUGAUACCACAGGCAGGCUCGAUGAAUCACGUCUUAGCAUAUCACGAUCACCACCCAUCACUAUGGAGCCCACCGGCAGUAGCAAUCUCUCCCUCUUGUUGGAUCAACAAAAUGCAAAGUUGCAUAAUCAACAACCGCAACAACCACCACAACACCGCAUCCGAAAGACAUCCACCUAUGAUGAAGAAGCAAGUCCAUUACUCCAACAAGUUGAAACAGCACGUACCGCUUCAACAAGAUACCAUUCAAUCGAUUCAUCCUAUUCUACUGCUACUACACCCCAUCACCAUCAUCAUCAACAGCAGCAUGACCAUGAUCAUGUUCCACCCAUCAAGGGCAAAAUGCGUCAUUCUUCUUCUUCUUGGCUGCAUUGGAUUCGUCAACCCAUCUCGUAUAUACCUGCAGUCAUUCUAGGUCUACUACUCAAUUUGCUGGAUGCUAUUUCUUAUGGAAUGAUUACAUUUCCACUCAACAAUCCAAUCUUUGCUUCCUUUGGUCCUGAUGGUAUAUCCAUGUUCUUUGUCAGUUGUAUCAUUGCUCAGCUCGUGUAUUCAUGCGGCGGAAGUAUCUUUGCUGGUGGCAAUGGAAGUAUGAUGAUUGAAGUUGUCCCAUUUCUUCAUAUUAUCGCCGAGCAAAUUGUCGAUUACAUUGGUGAUAAUCACAAGCAAGAGAUUAUUGCAUCCACCAUGGUGGCCUUUGCAUUGAGUAGCAUCAUGACAGGCUUGGCGUUUUUCCUCUUGGGUGCAUUCAAACUGGGAUCCCUCAUUGGAUUCUUUCCACGCCAUAUCUUGGUGGGCACCAUUGGCGGUGUGGGAUGGUUCUUGAUUGCAACAGGUAUCGAAGUAUCAGGACGGCUGGAAGAGAACUUGACGUACACCAUCCCAAUGAUGCAAAAGAUCUUUCUCGAUACGCACACAUUGGUGCUAUGGGCAACUGCAUUUGGAGCUGCAGUCCUUUUACGUACGAUGCAACAACGUAUAAGCAACCCACUCUUGGUACCUGCAUUCUUCAUGGUGUUACCCAUCGUAUUUUAUCUCGUGCUGGCCAUAGCAGGAUUGGAUGUCAAUGACGUACGUGAUCAAGGAUGGAUCUUCCCUCUCGUGCAAAGUGAUCUUCCAUUUUGGCACUUUUACACCAACUUUGAUUUUACCAUGGUCAAUUGGCGCGCUGUAGGCCAUACCAUGCCUGCCAUGUUGGCUCUCACUUUCUUUGGUCUUUUGCAUGUUCCUAUCAACGUGCCUGCCCUUGGUGUCUCAACCAACAAUGAUGAUGUCAACGUCAAUCGCGAAUUGAUUGCUCAUGGCAUGUCCAAUGCUAUAUCAGGUCUUUUUGGAUCCAUUCAAAAUUAUCUUGUUUAUACCAACAGCUUAUUGUUUAUCCGAACGGGAGGUGAUAGCCGAGUCGCUGGUAUCAUGUUGGCAGGUGCAACAGCAGCUUUGUGGAUGGUGGGUCCCUGGAUUGUGGGCUAUAUUCCAGUGAUGGUUGUGGGUGCAUUGAUUUUCCAUCUUGGUUUGGAUCUCUUGAAGGAAGCGCUCUAUGAUACAUGGCAUUGUGUUCAUUACUUUGAAUACCUUACCAUCUGUGUCAUCAUAUUCGUCAUGGCCGUAUGGGGUUUUGUCGAAGGUAUCCUAGUGGGCAUCGUUAUGGCAUGCAUUUUCUUUGUCGUCCAGAAUGCUCAGUUGAGUGAUGCCAUCCGAUCAACGCAUACCGGUGCCGAAUUACGAUCCACUGUGCGACGCUUGUAUCGACAACAAAAGUUCCUAAAAUAUGUGGGCAGCCAGAUCCAGGUUGUGAAGCUACAAGGCUAUCUCUUUUUUGGUACCAUCAACCAGGUCGAAAGUGCUAUUCGAGACAUGCUGGAUCAACGUGCUUGGGAUCGCAAGCCAAUUCGUUUCUUGGUGCUUGAUCUUCAACUUGUUCAAGGCAUUGAUUUCAGUGCUGCCGAGGCAUUCGUACGCAUUAGGCGAUUACUCAAAGCACGUGAUGUUUACAUGGUGCUAUGCAAUAUUGCAAGAGAUUCGGAUCAAGCGAAAGCGCUCAUGAAAGCUGGUGUUUGGGUGGAUGACGAGGAUCAUGAAGAUGACACCAAUAGCGACCUCAAAUGUUUCGAGUCGCUCAAUGAUGGUUUGGAAUGGUGCGAAAAUAUCUUGUUGGAAGCAUGCACUACCUAUCUCGCAGCAAAAGGCGGUCCAUUACCGAUCAAAGAUUCUGCGACCCAAAACAGCGAUGAUACCCAUAUUGAUAUGGUCUAUGAAGCAUCUCCUAGACGAAGAAUGGUUAGCCAUGCGAUUCGAAAGAUAUUGCCAGCUGAUACGCCCACAUCCCCUGCUCACACGCAUGCAAAUCUAUCACAGCCGACGCUAUUGAUGAUCCAAGCACUGAGUGAACUCACCCACCAAGACGUGCCGUUUGAAUUCUAUCACAAGCUUGGGACCUAUUUCAAAAGGGAAACAUUGGUAGGAGGUGAAGCUAUUUGGCAUGAAGGCGAUCCAUCCGAUUGCUUGAUUGUUGUGGAGAAUGGCACACUACGUAGCUUGAUGCAUGUUGGCAAUGGCGAAAACCGAGUUGUGGAAACGAUCUUGGCGGGCACCGUAGUAGGGGAGCUUGGCCUUUUUACAUCAGCUCAACACCGUACACGAUCUGUAUACGCUGAACAAAACUCUGUGAUUUGGAAGCUUACGAGAGAAUCAUUUGAACAUAUGCUAUCGAGUGAUCCGGCACUUGCGAACCAAUUUAUUAUGCUCUCCCUUCACUUUUCAAGCGAGAGAUUGGAUAUCAUGACACGUUUUGCUUUCCAGCUUCAUUAG
Molecule: messenger RNA, 3045 nt
Organism: Lichtheimia ornata
Lineage: Eukaryota; Fungi; Mucoromycota; Mucoromycetes; Mucorales; Lichtheimiaceae
Exons: 11
Coding region: 1-3045 (1014 amino acids)
Cellular component (GO): membrane
Source: RefSeq, a predicted model, not a curated record